Molecule: messenger RNA, 1896 nt
Organism: Hemicordylus capensis (graceful crag lizard)
Lineage: Eukaryota; Metazoa; Chordata; Lepidosauria; Squamata; Cordylidae
Exons: 8
Coding region: 105-1049 (314 amino acids)
Source: RefSeq, a predicted model, not a curated record
AAUGCCUCAUAAAGGGUGGAAUGUUAUUCAGCUUGUCUUAGAAACAGCCCAGCAGCCCAGUCUUUUACUUUCGGCCUACUAAAACGCAGCCAAGUGACGCCACAAUGCCAGAACAGCAACAUCUGAGCUCCCCGCUCAGAGGCAACCAGUGCAACAUGACUGAUGUGAUACAGAGGAUUUCGCUUUCCAAGCCACCUGUGAGCAUGAAUAUGUACAAGACCUUGUACAUGACAGACUACAAGCCAUUCUCAGAGUACCAGAACGAGCUCUCCAUGCCCACCAUGGAUCUCGCACAGAAAUUGAAACUGGAGGCCCAGCUAAAGACCAAGGAGUUUGCAAAGCCCACUGAGAACGAACCUAUGAAAUAUGCAGAAGGUCCCAGCUGUCAAGAAGUUCAGCCGCCUUAUCCUAGCAGUGUGGAGGGGAGACUGCUAAAGUGCCAGGAAGCUCCACCAUCAUUUCAAGAGAUCCAAGACGAUCAACAGAAGUAUGUUAAUGCAAUGAUUCCAAAUACUGAGAGAGAUCUCCCCUACCCCAAUCCAGCAGUAAUCCAGGAAAAGGAAGCAGAGAAAUCAGCUCAGCAAACAGAUCCAUGUUUACCGGCCAUGCCAGGUAACCUAGAUGCUCCCUGCAUCAUUAAUGAUCUGGGCCAGAACUGGGCCAACUAUCAACAGUUUAUUUUAGAAAAUCGGAGAGCGAGUAAUGCACAAGUUCAAGAAAUUAAGAAACUGAGCCUGGAGUCUUCUGCGUUUCCAGCAGAUUACAUCACCAGUACUGAGCCAAGUACUUACCAAAGAGAUUAUGUACACUGGCCCAGAGUCCAGAGUGGAUUUUGUCGAGCGCAUCGGAACUAUUCUAACCUUAUCUUGAAUGAUGGCUACUACAAUAAGGACCCCUGGAUGUCAGAAUAUAUGGACAACUACAGUAUUUUCUUGCGGCAUCUGAACUGGAAGUCUCGGAAUGCUAUGACAUCUCUCUGUUCGGGAAUACACCAUCAUUCCCAUGUGGUGCCCUCACAGACAUCAAUUGCAGUGAACACGGCACUUUGAAAAUAUAGACAGACUCUUGGAGGCCAUGAUGAUGUUGAGUUGAAACUAUUACAUCUGAAAUACUCCAGCAUCUGAAAGUAUCUACUACUGAAGUGCUUCCUACAUACAUCUACCUUUCCCUUUCUGAUGGUAGUUCUACAAGCAACAUAGGAUAUCAGCCAUGGAAAUUUGGUAGGACCAUGGGGGCCUGGAGACCUUUGUAUAUAUCACAGGCAAUUGUUUGUAUUUACCUUAUUUAUAUAUGAAUAUAUAACAUAGCUAGGUUUUAAUGACAGUUCUUUAUCAAAGCAAACCCAGAAAAUUAAUAGUGCUGCUGCAAAGUACAUAUAGUUUAGAAUCAAUAAUCAGUAGAGAGAAUUAUCCUAGUCACUAUGCCUUUUAAAUAAAAAUCUACAAAGCAGAACAAGGAUGUGUUGUUGCACACAUUUAGCCUAUGGUUAUACUUGCAUUGUCAUACCUCCCUGUGGUCCUUUGUGUGGGUUUUUAAAAACACAAACUGUUCCACUGAUGCCACACUCACUCCUCCUUCAGAGUAAUUCAAAGAAUUGUGAGCCUUGCCUGUUUUACUGUUCCAAUAUAUACAAUAGAUGGGUUAACAUUCCACCCUCGCCCUCCAAUAUAUCAAUUUAAAUAAGGUAUGACGAUGAAAUAUGCAUUUUCCACAAUUCAACAGUUUCCACCCCAAGACUAGGGCCGGUGCUACCAUUAGGCCAACUAGACAGCUGCCUAGGGCACAAACCUCAGAGGGGUGCAGAGUGUAUCAAAUCAAUCAAAAUGAUCUGUGUGCCAAAAUAUUUUCUUUUGUAUUAUCUAUUCUUGCAAUUUAAAAUAAAUUUAGCAAUUUUAA